AUGCGAUGUUGGAAUGCUCAGCCAGAAAAAAGACCAACUUCUAAAGAAUUAUUUCUUACUAUAUUAGAAUGGCAUGAUGUUUGUUUUAGCUUUAUGCAAAGCUACCGUCCAGAAUAUACUGAACAAAUUGAAAAAUCUGAAAAAAUAAUCAAUCAAUUUUUGGAAUCAAAUACAAAUACAUCGCUUGAUUACAAACUACAUCCGGGAGCAAUUUAUACUAGUAGACUUCUUAAAACGUCCAAUCUUCUCCCAUUACCAGUAAAUACGGUAGAAUAUGAAAACCAGCUUAGUAGGCUAUAUGAAGAUUCCCAACUUAUAAACCUUCAAGUUUCUAAUGAUUAA
Scutellospora calospora is the source of this 342-nucleotide messenger RNA. The record is from the annotation of a GenBank genome assembly. NCBI's taxonomy places the organism in Eukaryota, Fungi, Glomeromycota, Glomeromycetes, Diversisporales, Gigasporaceae.